GCUGUGCGCUCCGUCCUCCCAGCCAGCAGGUGCCCCCAGACCACCGGCUCCUUCUCUGCAGCCGUCAGGUGCCCCCAGACCACCGGCUCCUUCUCUGCAGCCAGCAGGUGCCCCCAGACCACCGGCUCCUUCUCUGCAGCCGUCAGAGCCUCGUCCUCUCUCCCUCUUUGCGCUGCUUCCUGAUCCCGGGAUCCGGGCCCUGAGCUCCGGGGCCGAGGUUCCCGAGGCUUCCCGGGGCUCUCGGCCAGGAUGGCCUUAGCUCUGUGUCUGCAGGCGCUGUGCAGCCUGGGGGGCUGGCUCUCGCUCUACAUUUCUUUCUGUCGCCUGAAUAAUCACCGAAGCUAUGAGUGGAGCUGCCGGCUGGUUACGUUCACCCACGGAGUCCUCUCGAUAGGUCUCUCAGCUUAUAUUGGCUUCAUUGAUGGCCCUUGGCCUUUUACCCACCCAGGCUCACCCAAUACACCUCUCCAAGUGCACGUUCUGUGUCUCACCUUGGGCUACUUCAUCUUCGACUUGGGCUGGUGCAUCUACUUCCAGUCUGAGGGGGCCCUGAUGCUGGCUCACCACACACUGAGUAUCUUGGGCAUCAUCAUGGCCCUGGUGCUUGGAGAGUCAGGCACAGAGGUCAAUGCAGUCCUCUUUGGAAGCGAGAUUACCAAUCCCUUGCUACAGAUGCGCUGGUUUCUUCGUGAAACAGGCCAUUACCAUAGUUUCACUGGAGAUGUGGUGGAUUUCCUCUUUGCAGCUCUGUUCACUGGAGUGAGGAUUGGUGUAGGAGCUCACCUCCUCUUCUGUGAAAUGGUCUCACCCAAGCCCAAGUGGUUUGUGAAGGUCGGGGGAGUUGCGAUGUAUGCUGUGUCUUGGUGUUUCAUGUUUAGCAUCUGGCGUUUUGCAUGGAGGAAAAGCAGCAAGAAGUACCACACCUGGAGAAGCAGGCGGAGUGAGGAGCGGCAGCUAAAACACAAUGGACAUCUCAAGACACACUAGCCAAGGCUUGCUCCAGACAAUGGAUUGGGUUAAGUCAGCCACGGGAACCAGGUUGGAGAUAUGGCUGUUACAGAAUCCUGCUUAUGACAAGCUUAGGUUUCAAAAAAGGGCUAAAUUUAUCCAUCCGUUUGGUCAGUCUUGGAGCGGAACACAUCCCAGUAUUAAAACGCUAACUUCUGCAGCUGUGUAGUUGUGGAAAGUGAGACUACCGGCAGUAGUUGUAAGUCAGAUCUGUGAGGUGAGCAUACUGCAUUCCUUUUAAGUUGUGGUGACCCUGGCUCCUUUGUCCCUGGGAGCCUUGAUGAUCAGACAGCCUAGAAAGGAACUCAAAAAGCAUUAGUGCUGUUUCUUCCUUAGUCCUCUGAGAAGUGACUCCUUCAACAAAUAUUUAUUCCUACUUUCUGUGUAGCAGCUUAAAGAAAUGCACCUCAUUUACUAUGAAGUGAGGAACUUUCAGGAAGAUACAUGCCUUUGGCAUUCUGAGCAUUGGAUCAGGAAAUUGAAUGGGGGGACAGAAGGAUGAGAGAAGGAUGUGGGUGAAACCGUGACGGUGGUGGGGGGCUACUUACUGAGCCUCCCUAUACCAUAUACUUGGUAUAUACCAUAAAGGACUCCCUGUACUUGGGGGUCCCAAGAUCACCCUCAGGCUUGGUGCUUCGCUAAGAGGACUCACAGGACUCAGCACGUAGUUGUACUUAGAGCUUUGAUUUAUUACAGCAAAAGGAUAACAACAAAAGAUCAGCCAAGGGAAAAGGCACCUGGAGCAGAGUACAGGGGAAACCAGGCCCAAGCUUCCAGAGCCCUCUCCCAGUGGGAUCAUGCAGGAUGUGCUUAAUUCCCCUAGCAACGAUUUAUUCACAAUAUGUGUGAAAUGUCUAGAAGGAAGCUUGUUAGAGACUAAGUACCCAAGAUUUUAAUGGGGGGGCUGGUCAUGUAGGCAACCUUUUCCUGACUCCCAGAAGGAAAGGAGGUUUUCACCAUGAACCGCAUCGUUUGUACAAACAGUUUGGGGCCAGUGAGCCAGUCUCAUCAGUUCAUGUGGGAACCUUCCCAAUGAAAUCUAAGUCUUCAGAUGUCAGCCAAGGGCCAACCUUGCAAACAGCCCUUUCCAGGCCUACUAUAUUAACUCUUUUCUGCACAAAAACCAUAGAGCUAGAGCUUUGGAUGAGAGAUGAAUGAGGUGUGGGCAGAUUUACCGGGUCCUGUUGUACGGGUUCUGCCCUACCAGGAAAACUCUGCCAGUUCUCAGGGCUUUUGUGCAUUAAUCUCCUAGGCAUGAGAGGCUGUGACUGAAUUCCAUAGGGAUUUACCAUGUGGAUUCCACUGGGCUUGAGAUGCCAGUUCAGGUUUCAGCUCUGCUAUACAUACUGCAAACCAGAACCGAAGACCAAAUGUCCUGGCCUCAGGGUGAUGAGGCUAUUUUUUUUUCCAUUUCAGACACAUUACCUGUUCAUCCUGUUAACUACUUUUUCUCUGGAAAAGGUGCCACUCUCUCUGGAUAAUAUAUUAUGACAAGGCCCGUGUUGGAAGGAAAAAAUAUUUCUUAAUCAAUAGUCUCUCAGCUAGGAAAAGCAAGAACGUAAGUGUAGAAGAAGGGCUUAGGAAUCGAGAAUUCUUCGGUUCUUUGAACUAAUUUGGCUACUCACCUGCCAGAUCAUUUGGGCAGGUCACUUGUUUACUCUGCUUCAGUUUAAACCCCAUUGUCAAUUAAGGAAAUACCCCGUUGUGAAUUGCACAGAGACAUUAGGUGGUGUUUUAUUAAUGCAGGUCUUUAAUGUAGAGCUUUUAUGGGAAAAAAAGGAAGUUUUAUGUA
Molecule: messenger RNA, 2800 nt
Organism: Eubalaena glacialis (North Atlantic right whale)
Lineage: Eukaryota; Metazoa; Chordata; Mammalia; Artiodactyla; Balaenidae
Gene: TLCD5
Product: TLC domain containing 5
Exons: 3
Coding region: 250-987 (245 amino acids)
Cellular component (GO): membrane
Source: RefSeq, a predicted model, not a curated record